Onychomys torridus (southern grasshopper mouse) is the source of this 3430-nucleotide messenger RNA. RefSeq names its product lysophosphatidylcholine acyltransferase 2 (gene Lpcat2). Lineage: Eukaryota; Metazoa; Chordata; Mammalia; Rodentia; Cricetidae. Gene Ontology annotation, cellular component: endoplasmic reticulum. The record is from RefSeq and is a predicted model, not a curated record. Gene Ontology annotation, molecular function: calcium ion binding; 1-acylglycerophosphocholine O-acyltransferase activity. The transcript has 14 exons. Bases 107 to 1741 code for a protein of 544 amino acids.
CCUGGGGCAGGGACUCUUCGUGGGUCUCUGGCAGGGGCCGGGCAGCAGCGUUCUUCCGCGCGCUCCGGGUCCCCAGCUUUGCUCGGGUCGGGCGCCAGGAUCCACCAUGAACCGAUGCGCCGAGGCGGCCGCGGUGGCGGCCACGGUGCCGGGCGCCGGCGUCGGGGCUGCGGGGCUGCGGCCACCCAUGGUGCCCCGCCAAGCGUCCUUCUUCCCGCCGCCAGUGCCCAACCCCUUCGUUCAGCAGACGCGGAUCAGUGCGGCCCGACGGCUGCAGAUCAUUCUUCUUGGAAUUAUUCUACUUCCAGUCCGUGUUAUAUUGGUUGCAUUAAUUUUGCUACUGGCAUGGCCAUUUGCUGCAAUUACCACAGCAUGCUGCCCUGAAAAGCUGACCCAUCCAAUAAGUGGUUGGAGGAGGAAGAUUAUUCAUCCAGCUUUGAAGUUCCUGGGCCGUGCCAUGUUCUUCUCCAUGGGCUUUAUGGUUACUGUGAAAGGGAAGAUGGCGAGCCCUGUGGAGGCGCCCAUCUUUGUUGUUGCCCCUCACUCAACCUUCUUCGAUGGCAUUGCCUGUGUGGUAGCUGGGUUGCCUUCUCUGGUGUCACGGAAUGAGAAUGCACAGACCCCUCUGGUUGGCAGACUGUUACGGGCUUUGCAGCCAGUUUUGGUGUCCCGUGUUGACCCAGAUUCCCGAAAAAACACAAUAAAUGAAAUAAGAAGGCGAGCGACAUCAGGAGGGGAGUGGCCCCAGAUACUAGUUUUCCCAGAAGGUACUUGUACUAAUCGCUCCUGUUUGAUUACUUUUAAACCAGGAGCCUUCAUCCCAGGAGUUCCGGUGCAGCCCAUCCUCCUCAGAUACCCAAAUAAGCUGGAUACUGUGACCUGGACAUGGCAGGGAUAUACAUUCAUCCAGCUGUGUGUGCUUACUUUCUGUCAGCUCUUCACAAGGGUGGAAGUUGAGUUUAUGCCUGUUCAAGUACCAAGUGAUGAAGAAAAAAAUGACCCCGUUCUUUUUGCCAGUAGAGUCCGGAAUUUAAUGGCAGAAGCUUUGGCAAUACCAGUAACGGACCACACCUACGAAGACUGCCGGCUGAUGAUCUCAGCAGGACAGCUGACAUUGCCCAUGGAAGCUGGCUUGGUAGAAUUUACUAAGAUUAGCCGGAAACUGAAAUUAGACUGGGACGGCAUCCGUAAGCACUUGGACGAAUACGCGUCUAUUGCCAGUUCCUCCAAAGGAGGCAGGAUUGGGAUUGAAGAGUUCGCAGACUACUUGAAGUUGCCUGUUUCAGAUGUCUUGAGACAACUCUUUGCCCUCUUUGACAGGAAUAAUGAUGGCAGUAUUGACUUCCGAGAGUAUGUGAUCGGCCUGGCUGUCUUGUGCAACCCUGCCAACACAGAAGAGAUCAUCCAGGUGGCAUUUAAGCUCUUCGAUGUGGACGAGGAUGGCUUCAUAACAGAAGAGGAGUUUUGCUCCAUUCUGCAGGCUUCUCUUGGAGUGCCUGACCUUGAAGUUUCUGGUCUCUUCAGGGAAAUUGCCCAGGGGGACUCUGUCUCCUAUGAGGAAUUCAAAAGUUUUGCCCUAAAGCACCCAGAAUAUGCCAAGAUAUUUACAACGUACUUAGACCUCCAGACGUGCCAUGUAUUUUCAUUGCCAGAUGAAGUUCAGACAGCUCGGUCUGUGGCUAGUAAUAAAGUCAGUCCUGAGAACCAUGAGGAGGGCACUUCAGACAAAAAGGCUGAUUAAUCUGUGUUCCAGGGAAAGAAAACUGUGCUUCUGCCUGACUUUGGAAAGGUGUUGAUUGACAAUAUUGUAAAUGUACUUAUCAACUAAUGAUGUUCAAAACAGAAAGCUUUUUUACUAAAAUGACAUAUUUUCUUCCUAAAAUACUUUUAUUACCCUGCAUAUAUCAAGUAAGUUCCUUUUGUCUUACAUUGUGCUUUUACUGGUUGCUUUAACUGGUGAUAAGUGCUGUAUAUUUUUAUGAAUUUUUCAGCUCAAUUUUCAUAAUAAACUCAUUAGUCUUACUCUGUAUUGGCCAGUAUUAAUCAAUACCAUGAGUUUAACAAGUACAAAUAAUUUUCAGCCCUUUCACAUAUAAUAUUACUAUGUUUUCUCUAAUUACUUCCCUUUCUGAAAUAAGGAGUCUGAAAAACAUGGCAAAAUUUUGUAUCUUUAUCUUUGCAGAUAUAUUUUCCUAUUUAAAUUUCAGUUUCCUCGGUCACUGGCUAGGAGAGGGGAGUGCACCCUUAUCUAGAUGACAUUUUCUAAGAGCACACAAUCUCCUUGAUAUGCAUAUCUAUUGCAAGUUUCUUUAAAAUGCCUGCUAAGGUCAGCAUAUCCUUUAAUGCUAUCCAUAGUAUAGAAGGGACCAUGUUUUGAAAUGACUGCUGUGGCCACAAGCUGAGUGGGAUUGCCUUAUUGAAGGGAACAGUGAUUGCCUAAUGAGAAAAUGAAUUGUUUGCUACAGAGUUAAAUUUAAUUUGAGUUGGAUGGUUCUGAAGGUAGUACUUUCCCAAUAAAUAAAUCAGAUUUGUUCUAUUUAUAUAAUGGUCGAAUUUGUAUUUUGUACCACCCAAUCCAAGAGAGAGUUUUUAUUGUGUUUAAUUUUCCUCUCAAACUUUAGAGUGUGUCAGAAGUAUCCACAUAGAAAACAGACCUUCCAAUGUGUCACCAAUAGCCAAGGAAUCAAAAAGCUUAGUUUGUCAGUGUAUGGCCACAGGCUAUGCCCAGGCAGGAAUCCAGCAGCAACAUAUCCCCUCUAGGUUAGGUGAAAAAUUCUCCAAAUGCCAUUUUAAUUGGGACCCAUGUCUGCAUGCUCUUAAUAUCACUUAUAUUUCAGGUUUCGAAUAAAGAAGCAAUUUAUUAAAAGAAUAUACAAAAAUAAUUAGUUAAUACUCUGCAUUCAGUCUUUGAAACCAAAUUCUUUGCUUUGGCUAGGUUUCAGAAUGAAAUGCUUUUACACAUGAAGCAAGUGUCUUCUAAAUUGAUGGCUAAAUACAUAUUUGGAUAAUUGAGCAACAAAAUUUUCUCCUUAAGUAUAUGUAAUUAUUUGUUUUUCAUGUGUCUUAAAGCAUUUUAAGAGUCAUUAGAGUAGCUGAAGCAAUUGCUUAAGUAAUUAAUUAUGCUAAGUAAUGUUUACACUGAUACCUGCCAUAUGCAAUGAAUGUAUGUACUCAGGUGAGCGAGUGCAGAAAGCCCACAUGUUAAUCUACUAAUCAUGGGUGAAUGACAUUAGGAAUGAGAGGCUUUCUCUGGAGCUCUCAAAAACGAUCCCACUGUUGCCUGCUUUGUAGACCUCCACUCUGUCAGUAUGGCAUUUCUAUUUUAUGAUUUCGUCAAUGAGCAAACAAAUUUGCAAUGUAAAAUCUGACGACUUCAAAGUUCUGGUUUUAUGAUGUUUACCUCAAGUAUACUUUUUUACUUAAAAUACAG